AUGACAGUUUUAAGAGCUAUUACUUCUGGUGGCGAAGAAUCUUCUCCAACCAAGUCAGCUUCUUCCAACGGCAGCAGCAGUACUAGUAGUUGCAACACAACUAUAACCGUUUGUGGCACUCGACCCAAUGAGAAUGUAGUUUCCGCCUCCUCCUUGGUCGACCGGUUCACCAUAAGUCGUCUUCAGCGGCACAUCAGCAAUGGCUUCGUCCUCCCCCCGCCACGACCACCACCACCCAAGGACCUCCUUCUGCCUCGCUCGCCCUAUGACCACCUUGUGCUGUCCGUUAACACCCCGGCCCAUCAACUCUCUCCCCCUGCCCCCAAGUCCGCUUGUGAGACGGCCAAGCACCAGUCGGCGGCCACCAAUCGCCUGCCUUCAGCAACCGCCUUGAGCCGCAUCUACGAGGUUAUUGCCUGCCACCAUGCACGUCUUUCCCAGGCCGUGGAUACGCUCUUGCGUCGUUGGCUCAUCUCCUUGGGUCUGGUUCAAGAUCGGGUUAUUAUGCCCUGUCAGUGGAUCACGGCACAACAGAAGGAGUUUUCCGUCGAUUUCUCCACACCGGCAACAGAGGUCGCAGACAAGAGUGUGCUCUUGCUUCUUCUCAUUCAUGGUAUGGUAACACCGCCAGGCUGCUAUCACGUCUGGAUGCAGGAUGACGGUCCGUGUUUUGUGCAGGACGUAUUUGUGGGCCCCUUUACACAGAAGCCCCUCGGACGACAGAAGUUUGUCACCACGCUCUUUCCCCUGGCUCUUGGGCCGGCCAAGCAGACGGUGACUGUACGUCUGCUGCCUCCAGAAGACCACCAGAUCCGUAGGUUCUGUAUAGCUGCUAUCGUCAUUUCUGUGAAACGCCGAUCCCAGUAA
Dibothriocephalus latus is the source of this 867-nucleotide messenger RNA. The record is from the annotation of a GenBank genome assembly. Lineage: Eukaryota; Metazoa; Platyhelminthes; Cestoda; Diphyllobothriidea; Diphyllobothriidae.